Molecule: messenger RNA, 1776 nt
Organism: Lontra canadensis (Northern American river otter)
Lineage: Eukaryota; Metazoa; Chordata; Mammalia; Carnivora; Mustelidae
Exons: 10
Coding region: 1-1776 (591 amino acids)
Source: RefSeq, a predicted model, not a curated record
AUGAAGGAGCAGGCCCAGGUCUUCUCCAAGGACAUCCGGCAAGUCGACCUGGACGUGAACCGCACCUUCCGGAACCACAUCAUGUUCCGGGACCGCUAUGGCAUCGGCUGGUGGCCUGGGAUGAGUGACAUGGUGGCAAUCCUCCUGAUGUUCCUGUGUGAGGAAGAUGCCUUCUGGGCCCUGGCACAGCUGAUGACCUUGGAGACCCAUGCCAUGCACGGGUUCUUUGCUCCGGGAUUCCCAAAGCUGGCCCGUUUCCAGCGGCAUCAUGACGACAUCAUGGAGAAGGAGCUCAAAGGCCUGAAGAAACACCUGGAUGAGCAAGGGAUGAGCGCAGGGGUGUACACCACCAAGUGGUUUCUCCAAUGUUUCAUCGGCCGGGUAAGGCUCCCCCGGCAGACCCGGUCCCUGACCUGCACCCGGCCCUGGGCCCAGGGGAAGCCCGAGCUCAGCCUCACGCUCCAGACCAGCCAGGCCCGACCCCGAGGCCCUGACUUGAGGCUCACGGAAGGCCACGUCAGCCUGGGGGCAGACAGGCCCUCGGCCCAUUCUGCGACCAGCCUGGAGUCCUGUCGGGUCAUGUGGGCACCAAGGCAGGAGGGCACCCACCGGACGGGCUGCAGAGCCCCGUCCGACGCAGCCGGGGGGGCGGCAGGGCCUGGGCAGAGGGGAGGCCUUCGCACAGGCAGAGAGCCCCUGGGCCUCCCUGAGGCGGCUCCUCCCACACCCGCUCCCCCACAGACCCCCUUCGCGCUCACCCUGAAGCUGUGGGACGCCUACAUGCUGGACGGAGAGCGCGUCCUCACAGCUAUGGCCUACACCGUCCUCAGGCUGUACCGCAAACACCUCCUGAAGCUGCCCCUGGAAGGGCUGCAGGGCUUCCUUCAAGACACCCUGGCCCAGCCCUGGGCCCUGGAGGAUGAGGCCGUCCUCAAACACCUUCAGGCCUCCAUGGCCCAUCUCCGAUGGAGGAAGUGCGACCUGCCCCCGCCAGCCGGCCCUGAGGAGUUCCCCAAGAUGCCCCUGGGCCAGGACCAGGUGUCCCCAGCACCAACGGCCCUCCUCCCUUCUCCUACCCUGGAGAUGUUCUCCGGAGCGGACGGGCUGGCCUCCCCAGGCCCAGCCGCACACGCUGAGCAGCCGGGACCCCUUCCCUGCCAGGCCGUGCUCAAGGCCCAGCAGCCGCUGCGGGAGGGAAGGUCGACGCGGCCCUUGGCUGCACCCCUACGGCCGGAAGCCCCUGGGACCCUGGUUCUGUCGCGGCUGCCCCCACAGCGAUGCAGUUCCCUCCCCAACCUCCCAGGACACCAGGGGGGUGCAUGCAGGGGGCCCGAGGACAUGGCCUUGAGGCCACAACCGUGGGUCCCUUUCCCUUCAGCCCCUGCCGGGGCCACCCCUGUGGCCACACCCCAGACCUGGCCCCAAAACAUCUCAGGGUCUCCUGGGACAAGGUCCCCCCAGCCCAGGAAGGAGGAGGCUGUAGGGUCCAGGACACCCUUCCUGACCUGGGGCCUCUGCAGCUCCUGGCCCUGUGUGGGCUUGGACCGGCCCAGCCGAGACACCAGCGGGCCAGCUCUGAGCCCGCAGCACCAGGGCCCCGCACCUGCCCGGGCCCCGCUGACCGGCUCCUCGACGGGGAACGUCGAUUCCCCUAGGCCUCUGGAGAAGAACGUGGGGGCCAAGAGGCUCUGGGCAGCCAGCACGGUGCCCUGCCUUCUCACUCUGGACUUUGUAGAAGAUGGCACCCCCACCAGGAGGUACAAGUCACUGACCUAG